This is a messenger RNA of Botrytis fragariae, 1107 nucleotides long. RefSeq lists its product as uncharacterized. The record is from RefSeq and is a predicted model, not a curated record. The transcript is spliced from 3 exons. Lineage: Eukaryota; Fungi; Ascomycota; Leotiomycetes; Helotiales; Sclerotiniaceae. The coding region runs from base 1 to 1107 and encodes 368 amino acids.
AUGGCCAAGGCUGCUGUUGCUGCCGUCAGCCUUGGUGCGUCGGUCAUAAGCUUCAUUGGACUGACCGGUCAAAUUCCUCAAGGUUGUCAAUUUAUUUGUGACUGUUUCGACGACAUUAAUGGCGCACCUAAAGCAGUGAUAUACAUACUUGAGCAGCUGAAAGGUUUCGAGAAAGGCCUUCGAAACUUUCAAUAUACCCUUGAGAAGGUGAAGGAGUGCACAGACAUAACAGACAUAUCAGAAUCAGAAGACAAGAUCAAACUGGCCCCUGGAGCUUACAGACUCCACCAGGCGAAGAUCAAUAUUGUUGACAUAAAAUACAGAUUGAAUCUACAUACAACAAAUGGUACUUGCAACUGCCACCACGCAAUCUAUGCCCAGUGCCUCGACAACCAUAAUAACUACACAAAUCACCGAACCUUCGAACGGACAAAAGCUCUUACCAGCGAUCGGGCCUAUGGAGAUUUCACAUAUGUCAUCCAUAAAGGUGUUUAUGCUGGACUUGACCCAAUUUUGACGCAAAUGGUCAAGAUCAGUGUCAACACGGCUCUAAAAGACCUCAAUUUCAACAAUCGAUCUGACAUUGAAGCUCACACCGUGAGCAAACACUUGCUUGGAAACAAUGAACAAUUGCCGGCAACCAAGGGUUGUGGUGACAGCCUCUUAGAUGUGCGUAGCAAUCCUAGGGUUGUCCAACAAAAUACUACGAAAAGCACAAUUAAUGCUUGGCUGGCGACAAUAAUUAUUCGAUCAACAACGGCAAUCUUACAGCAGAGAUUUUGCGACGAUGCGAGCGAUUUAGAAGAGCCCUUAGUGACCUCAAAGACUACUCACAAGAUUGAUAUCUGUCCCAAACAUCUUAUACAAGCGCGAUAUCUUGUCUUCAUCGAUCAGCAAAGGAGGGGCUCAAUUUUUGGGUGUUCUGAUAUGCGAUUAAGAUGCUAUAACAAAGUCCCGUUUAAUGCUCCAAUUGCCAAAGCUUGUCGUAUGGGUGAAUUAUCCAUGGUGCGUAGAUUGGUUGCGGAGGGAAAAGCUACCCCUCACGAUAUGACAUCAUCCAAUGAGAGAAGAACCAUAUCUUCACUACUGUUUCAUGUUUGGGAAUGA